This is a messenger RNA of Eruca vesicaria subsp. sativa (arugula), 729 nucleotides long. The record is from the annotation of a GenBank genome assembly. NCBI's taxonomy places the organism in Eukaryota, Viridiplantae, Streptophyta, Magnoliopsida, Brassicales, Brassicaceae.
AUGAACAUGCCUCGUGCUUCCGCAUCGGCAAGUUAUGUAGACGGGAAGAUAUACGUGUUUGGAGGGUGCGGGGAUGACGCUGAUUCCACCAAAUGGGCGGAAGUUUUUGAUCCGAAGACUCAAACUUGGCGUACCUUUGUUACACCAAAGAUGUCACACAGUAUCGACCAAAGUGUGGUGAUACAAGGGAAGAAGGUUUACGCUGUUGAUGAGGAGAAUCAAAGCUUUUACUUCUUGCCAAGUGAAAGUACAUCCUGGACAAGCGGACAAAGAGAUACUAAGCCCGGGAACAGAAGUGAUUGGUGUGCGGUUGGGGAAUUGUUAUUUUGUCGUGGAACUCGGGGGAGAAUAUUGUGGUGUGAGCCAGAUGAGUUGGAUUGGAAAGAAGUGAAUGGCUUGGAAGAGCUGCAACAGUAUUUGUGUGGCAUUAGACAUGUCUUGGAGUAUAGUGAAAAAGAUUAUGAAAUCUGUAAACUAUCCGCGACCAAGGUCAAAUAUGAUAUUUGCAAACUAUGUUGCAACUCUGCUGGGAACAUUGUCAUCUUUUGGAACACGCAGCUUGAGUAUCCUGAGGGUUUGGAGCUUAGGUCUGCUGAGAUUUCCUUCGAGAGACAUGAGAGAGGCGAGAUUUGGGGGAAGAUUGAGUGGUCCGGUGUUGUCUUUAAAGUUGAUCCUCUCUCACACUCAUUUGGCGUUAAGGUCUUAUAUUCUACUUCUGUCUAUUCAUAA